AGUAUUCCGCGGGUAAUUCCACAGCUGUCGAGCGAUCAUAUACCAAAACGCAAACACAGAAACGCACACUCGUCUACGAUGUCGGCUGUAGGCGACCUUUCGAUUACCGUGCGCAAGGUGGCGGAGGAUGUCAAGAACCUCAAGGCCGCUUACGAGGCCAAGAACGAUGCCCAGUGCAACACCCUUCUGGCAGACGUCAAGCGCCGCAUCAUUGUGUUCCCCACGUUUCUCAACCCUAGCGCCACCAGCAGUACCCGCGGCGAGGAGCUGUCUCUCGCGCGGGACUACCUUGAGCUUGGCGUGCUGGCUACUGCCCACCAGAAGGACCUCGCCUCGUUCGAAGUGUAUUUUAGUCAACUGCAGGUCUACUACAGCGACAUGGGCGCGGAUGAGCUGUCGGAGAGUCCGCAGUUUCUCAUGCUGCUCGGUCUGAAUCUGAUCCGUCUGCUGGUGUGCAGCCGCAUUGCGGAGUUCCACUCCGAGAUGGAAAAGAUCCCGUUUGAGGCGCACGGCGGCAACGUGUACAUCCGCUUCGCUGUGGAGCUGGAGCGGUACCUGAUGGAGGGGAGCUACAACAAGCUGCUCACCUCGCGCAAGAAGGUGCCGGCGAAUGAGUACCUGCCGGUGGUGGAGAUGCUGGAGCAGACGGUGCGGGACGAGGUGGCGAACUGCAUUCCGCAGUCCUACACCCAACUGUCAAUCCCAGCCGCGCAGCGUAUUCUGAUGGUGGACACGCAGGACAAGGUGCGCGAGAUUGGCGCGGAGCGCAAGUGGAUGCUGUCGGACGACAAGUCGCAGUUUGUAUUUGUACGCGCCGAGGACACCCUCAAGAAGGAAAUCCCGUUCAAAGAGAUGGUGGAGCAGCACAUUCAGUUUGUCGCUGACCUGCAGAACAUCGUGUAA
Molecule: messenger RNA, 903 nt
Organism: Leptomonas pyrrhocoris
Lineage: Eukaryota; Euglenozoa; Kinetoplastea; Trypanosomatida; Trypanosomatidae
Product: putative proteasome regulatory non-ATP-ase subunit
Exons: 1
Coding region: 79-903 (274 amino acids)
Biological process (GO): proteasome-mediated ubiquitin-dependent protein catabolic process
Cellular component (GO): cytosol; nucleus; proteasome regulatory particle, lid subcomplex
Source: RefSeq, a predicted model, not a curated record